CUUCUUGGAUGGUACCUAGGGAGGCUCGAAGGGCAAUUGGAACCGUCUUGAGGCUGUCUUGGGGCCUCUUUGAGGUAUGUCGGCGGCUAUUUUGAGCCCCGUCUUCGGCUAUCUUGCGCCAUCUUGAAGGCUGUCUUCCACCUAACGCCAAGAGGGCUGGGAUUACAGAUGCCCUGCCAGGCAGGACUUGGCAUUCAAUUACUACUUGACGGUCCAGGGUGCACGGUGGCGGAUUCUCGUUGAAACCAAAGAGUAUCAACACCGAUGGGAUAGCGGGUGGAAAGCCCGCAAGGAUUUGUUAAUCAGGCAAAUACUAAUCGCGCGCCCGACCUCCUCGGUAUGCAAGAAUGUGGGCCAAAUCAGGUACGAGAGCUGAGCGAGAGGCUUCGCGACGCAGGCUACCACGUGCAGCACCUUUUCAAGAGGCCGAGGGCUUAAUGCUCGCAGUGAACCCUGCCACAGUGAAGGUGAGCGAGAGCGGCCACUUCUGGCUUGCCACGGACACGCUCCACGUGGUUGGCAGUGCGGCUGCAGGGGCCGCGUUCCCUCGUGUGGCGAUGUGGGCCGCGUGCAGCCUGCGGGGUGCGGGUGGAUGUAAGUUCCUCUUCCUGAAUUUCCAUUUUGAUCACCCAACCACACAGCAGGGUGAGUUCAACAGGCAGCGCAGCGCGGAUCAGAUUAUGAAGUUUAUUUAAUCGCUUCGCUCAUUCCGCCGGCCCAUA
This is a messenger RNA of Prorocentrum cordatum, 722 nucleotides long. Lineage: Eukaryota; Dinophyceae; Prorocentrales; Prorocentraceae. The record is from the annotation of a GenBank genome assembly.